UCUAGAUGGGCUGUAUCUGUGCUGUAGUUUGUCCAUGUUUCUUUCUGUUUCUGCCUUGAUUCUCUGAGAAGACCUUGCCCACGAUUUGCUCCCUUGUUUGGGACCGUCCAUGGAUCUAAUUGCCAGCACCAGUGGAACUAAACUGAGUGGAGAGGUUGUCAGACUCUGGAAACCUCCUCUGGUUGCUUGACUAAUUGAAGAUAUCAAGUGCCAUGAUGACAAUAAUGAACACAAUGAAGAUGAUCACUCUGGCCCACUUAAACAAGCAGCUGAAGACUGUCUGGAGCUCCUCUGCACAGGCAGCGCAACGACUCUGCAGCCUUGUCACCUGCACUCCUAAAAACAGGAAUAAGGCAUUGCAUCCACUUUGGCAGAGCCCUCUCUCCAUUCCCGGGGGCACGCGCCAGUCUCCUAUCAAUAUACAGUGGAGAGAYAGUGUUUACGACCCCUUUCUGAAGCCCCUGAAAAUCAGCUACGACCCCAGCACGUGUCUGCACAUCUGGAACAACGGAUACUCGUUCCUGGUCGAGUUUGAUGAUUCUACUGAUAAAUCAAUUAUCAUGGGAGGUCCCCUGGAAAACCAGUACAGGCUGAAGCAGUUUCACUUCCACUGGGGAGCCAUAAACGAGUGGGGUUCUGAGCACACAGUGGACAGUAAAUUUUACCCAGCAGAGCUGCAUUUAGUACACUGGAAUGCUGUUGUGUACCCAACUUUUGAAGAAGCUGUAAUGGAAGGUAACGGCUUGGCUGUUAUUGGAGUAUUUUUAAAGCUAGGAAAACAUCAUGAAGGACUGCAGACGUUGGUAGAUGCUUUGCCAGCAAUUAAACACAAGGACACGAUUAUUGAGUUUGAUGUCUUCGAUCCUUCAUGUUUGAUACCUUCGUGCCCUGACUAUUGGACCUAUGCAGGCUCCUUAACUACUCCCCCACUUACAGAAUCAGUCACGUGGAUUAUUAAGAAGAAACCAAUAGAGGUUGAUGAAAAUCAGCUGGAGGCAUUUCGGAUGCUGCUCUUUACUUCAGAUGGGGAAGAAGAAAAGAGAAUGGUAGACAACUUUCGCCCUCUGCAGCCGUUAAUGGAUCGAACCGUCCGCUCAUCCUUCCAAAACACCCAUCUCUUGAAUAUUGAAGCACAGCCCAAGGACCAUGCUCAGCAGAUUGGGCCAUAGAUGGCCCAUGAAAUGUCAGUCCAGCUUGCAAUACCUGGAAAUAACUGACAUUGUUUUAUCAUCAUUUUUCCUUCUUUUAUUAUUAUUUUUUUUUUGCAGUAUGUAUAUGCUAUACAAUUUCACAGCCAGCCAUUUUCAGUUCUACUAAGUGCCAUCAAGAAGCGCAUAUUAACUCUUAAGUUUGCUCACUUUAAAACAGAGUUCAUGUUGCCAGGAAUUAUUUUGAAAGUUGAAGGAAAAAGGAGAGGAGAUCUUGUUCCAUGUCUUCUGAAUGAAGUGUUCUGUCUCUUUUCAAAUAUCCUCUCAGUGACUUGAAUAAUCCUGACUGAAAACAAGCAGGAAACAUGAAGAAGUCAGGAGGCUAUCAGGUGCAUUGCUGAACUGGCUUGGGAGGAGAGCUAUCAUCUCAUUAUUUAAGGGGAAAAAAAAAAAAGACUUUAUCUUCUCUCUUUCAUUUUCUUUAAAAGAAGAAGUACCCAAAACUUGCUGUUUAGGAUGACAAGAGGAGAGCGAAAAAUCUCAUUUAUGGUUUCUAGACCUUUUUCAUCAUGUUUGCUGCAUGGUCAAUAUUUGGAAUGGAUCAAACCAUAGAAUGUCUGCUAUGUCUGUAGUACAAGCCAGAAGAUGUUUUCCAAAACCCAACAACAAAUUUAGAAACUUUUAACAGAGAAAAAUAGAAGCUGCCAAAUUUAAUAACAUGUGAGGAGAGUCCAGUAUGUCAAGACUGUGCGACAGCAACAAAUUUGACAAAAUUACCCAUUUGAUCCCAGGAAAUUGAACCCAUCGGAGCAAAACAAAAUUAGCUGAGCCCCAGCUGACCCUGCUGAUGGGGAGCAGGGAAAGUGGACUUCCAAAAGCUAAUCCUGUGCUAGGAGAGUGGACAAAAUGCAGCAUUUGGGUACCCGAAAGAUUUUUUCGAUAGCUUUUAGAGCGCCAGUACAUGUAUGUUUUUCAACGUUUUGCCUAAAGUUGUACUUUUCUUAGAAGAGAAUUACCCAGCUUAAUGGGGAGCAAAUUCCACUACAGCCCCUUAUGGAAAUGAAGUUAAAUGCGGUGGAAUCUUAUUUGGGGACCAGACAAAAUUGCCUUUUAAGAUGCCAGUUGUAGAACUUUCUCUUAGAGUUAUGGUCUAUGCUAGAAUUGGCAUAAGCUUUAUCUACYUCUGAAGCGUACUGCUAGCCAUGACUUUCCCUAGAGUGUAUUUCUCACUGACUUAAUUUAUUGUAUUUAACAGGGUGACUGUGCAUUCAUGUACAAUAUAUGUGAUUGGGUUUUCUGAUGAGGAAUAGGUCUGUAUGUGUAAUGAUGACGUGAUCUUGACUGAUUGUAUUUAAGUGUCUUUUGAGGGAGGCAGAUGUUAAUUGAGAUGCUUCUGCCAGUAGCAAAGUCACCAGUUGCAGGUGUCGUUCAGCACAGGAGAUGCCAGGACACCAACCCRUUGAUGCUAAAUUGACAAAUUUGGGAUUGCUGCUGAAGGUUUUGUUUUUAAGUUCAAGGGUUUCGUUUAAAGGCACUUUAUGACAUUUUGGUGUGACCCUGGCUGUUUCAAGGCUGUGCUGCUUUCGUUUAGCUGCUUGAAGUGCCCCAUUUCUGCCUCGGCUUCCUUCCUAACUCUACCUCAKGCCCCUGCUGUGCUGCAGCAGUUGUGCCUUUUGCCUUCCUGCCUUGACAAUUGGAAAUGUGCCCGCUUACCUUAGAGGGAUCUACUAAAUGGUAAAUAUAAUAUCAUGUUUCUUCUCUCCCGGCUCUGCUUUACUGGGCAGUUUUUUUGACGCUCAGGCUGGCCUGGCAAGAGGAAAAGCAUCCUUGCUUCCUGCUCGAGCGUGCUUGACCUGGAGUCACUGUCAAGUUUCUUUUUAGUACUGUUCUUCCAAACGCUUUUCCGAGGAAAAGAGCAGCAGUGUAUAAAGGGAGCAGCAGUUCAGCUUUACGUAUCUCACAUGUGUCUCACAUCCCUUUGGGAUUGUUUUUCCUACUCCUUAUUAGCCAUUGGGAACCAAUGKGAUGGAAAGUCACCUUAAUGCUGCCUUUGCAUGUAAAAGCACAUGUGACUCAGCAGCUCCCAGCUAGCUAUAGGCAGCCUGCAUCAGCCAAAAUAUUUCAAAGUACUGCAUUAUAAAUCUUCAGGUGGCUACGGAGGAGAAGGUGUCAGUGAGGAGCCAUCUGUUUGCUUUAUUAGUAGAGCAAAACCAUUUGGAGUAAAGAGGAAACGACCUGGCUGAGUUUGGCUCAGUUUUGAAUUACCAGCUAUAAAUACACAUGAACUUUUAAUGUGCUUAAAACUGCAAGCCAGCAUCUCUAAAUUAGUAUAGAAUCGCUUCAUGUAGGGCACUUUUUUUUUCUUAUGGUUAUUCAUUUAAGGUCGAAUGCUCCCCGUCAUAAGCAAAAGGCAUCUUUAAAUAAACUUCAUACUACAGCUCAGAGUAUUUUAGUUGACUUAGUAAUUUUCAUAACAUUUGCUGCACUGAUUUGCAAAUGCAAAAAUAUACAUUUUGUUCUUAGGAAGCUACUGUAGUGUAAAUGUUUAAUCUUCAGGUCUUUUAUAAUAUAUCCAACUGAAUUCCCAUUGAUUAGAUUUGUUCUCCGGAAGAAUUUUUCUUCCCUAAUUGCGUGAGUCUCAGCAUGCUCACUGCCAUGCAGCAGCCGCAAUGAGGUAGAAUAUUUUAGCUCCAGUGAUGUAAUUAAGAUGUAAAAUUCUCAUAUAGAUUUAAUUACUUUGUUAAAGUGCUGUCAUGGAAGUUUUAUUAGAGGACUGUAGAAGUUUUACUAGAGAGCUGUAUUAUCCAGGCGUAUAGUUAAGCUACAUUUUCUGUGUGUGUGUAUAUAUAUAUAUAUAAAAAAAGAAUAUACAGACACAUAAAAUUACUCAUUUUUCAGCUAUUAACUUCAAGUAUCUCAAAACAGGGUCAGCCUUAAACUCUUUAUACUACCAUGCUAGGAAAUAAGCUUUACUGGGCUUUUUGGUUGCAKUUUUUUUUCUUUUUUAGUAUUAUAAUGGCUGUAUUGGCCUUGCAAAAGUUCACUUCAAGAAUAAUAAUUUUACAUGCAUUAGGCAUAUGUGUAAAGUAGGGCAUAAUUCCUAAAUCUUAUUUUUUCAGCCUUUUUCGUGGUAGAGGGGACAAAUGACUAUUUGCUUGUUGGACUUCAGUUAAUAUUUAUAAUGAUUUUGCACAAUUGAGUUAAGUCCUGUUUGCAGAGGUCUGCACACAGGACUCUUGUUUUAGAUGGUACAGGAGGGUCCAAGCAUGCAGUUCUAUUUGCACUUGCAUUAUAAUCACUUUUUUCAUAAAAAAUGUUUUUUUUUCAUAAAAAAUAUAAUCACUUAAUACUCUACUAGGAGGCAUUUCUGCAGCAACCAGUACCAGGGGUUGAAGACUGAGAUGGGAUUCGAUCUGAGCAGAGAAAGGCAAAAUGAGAUGAGAAAGUUUUAGAGGGUAGAGUUGCAUCCACGUUGGUCCAGCUUGGAAUAGAAAUUUCCAAGAGAAUUUCUCGGUGCCUUUAUAGUUAGAAUGGCUUUAUUUGGUGCUGAAUUUUUGGUCCGUGUUCUUGCAUUCCAGAUCUUUCCAACCAGGACAGUCCAGGUAUUCACCAUAUGUACUUAACCAGUCUUUUGCUGUCUGCUGUUGGAGGUGGAUUGCACUGUUAUUUUUACCUUAUAUCAGGUAAUAUAAAUAUAAAAGAGCAUAUGCUUUUGGCUUGGCAAGCUAGAGAAAUGGAGCUUGUUUUGCUCUCAGAAAUCUACUGGAUAUUGGAGUGCUGGAGUUUUACGUGGAUUGCUGGGGAAGAAAAGUCCCUAAUUCUGCUCAGCUUCAUAGUCAAUGGUAUUUGCUUGCAAAGUUUAAUGCUUGCAUUUUGAGAACCUGGACUUGACAUAUCUUUGUUAUUUUUUGUGGUGUGUCUAGUUGUCUUGGCAGUUAUUACAUUGCGUAUUUUAAUGUAYGUUAUUUGCUAAAUACAAGUUACAGAAA
Nothoprocta perdicaria is the source of this 5137-nucleotide messenger RNA. It is a transcript of the gene CA5A, whose product is annotated as carbonic anhydrase 5A. The coding region runs from base 213 to 1169 and encodes 318 amino acids. The record is from RefSeq and is a predicted model, not a curated record. Lineage: Eukaryota; Metazoa; Chordata; Aves; Tinamiformes; Tinamidae. The transcript has 8 exons. Gene Ontology annotation, cellular component: mitochondrion; cytoplasm. Gene Ontology annotation, molecular function: zinc ion binding; carbonate dehydratase activity.